Mesorhabditis spiculigera is the source of this 429-nucleotide messenger RNA. NCBI's taxonomy places the organism in Eukaryota, Metazoa, Nematoda, Chromadorea, Rhabditida, Rhabditidae. The record is from the annotation of a GenBank genome assembly.
AUGGCUUGCUGGGUGACUUCGGCCAUCGGCUUUGCGGGCUUCGCCUGCCAAUGCUUCAAUUCGACCAAGAUCGAUGAGCCGCUCCGCGGCCUCGAUGGCGAAGUAGCCGAGCUCGAUCAAAAUGACCAGGACGUGCCCGCAAACUGCGGCAUCCCCAACACCGGCGACAUCACAUGUGAAAUCCAGGGAGACACCCCGCCCUAUACGCUCACACUUGAAUACUACGAUCGUCAUGAAAAACUCUUCUGGACGGACACGCGAUGCCUGACCACAAAUCUGGUCGUCGACACGGUCUGCGAGGACCGCGAAAGCAAUGCCUUCCCGGGGUACCACCACACUGCGUUGUACUUUCUGAAGAAUGCGCCCGAGGAGCAUAGAAAAACCGGCGUGGCACAUUUCAAAUGCUCGGUCGGCGAGCCAUGUCAACCA